AUAUUUUCCUUGGCUAGAUGCAGAUGCCGUUAGUUAGCUUAGAACUUGAAUAAGGACAGCAACGCUCCACCUUGGGGCGGCGAGCGAUUGCGAAAACGGGGAAGAUUUUCCCCAGAUGAGCAAAAAUUUGUAAUCGGCCAGCUCUUCGCUCUUUUCACAUUCGAAUUUCGCAUCAAACAAACACAACAUUUCGAGCUCCAUCGACCUUAAUUUAAUCGAAACACUAACCCUUUUGAUUGUCUUCACUUUCAGCCGGCGAUUCUCCUGCUUUGACUUCACUCCAUUUGGGUUUUUUUCUUUCCCCUCUUUAUAAGCGUUUCUACGCGUGAAUCGAACGGCGAGACGCCAUGGAUCCUGUAGACGAAGAGGCGCGAUUGCUAGUUAAUAACGCGCCAAUUCCAGCACCAGUGAAUCAUGCGAGAGAUGUUCAUGUUUUGAGCUUUGCUUUUCUGUUAAUUUUUCUUGCUUAUGGAGCUGCGCAGAAUUUGGAGAGUACUGUUAAUACUGAGGAGGAUCUUGGGACUACCUCGCUUGGGAUAUUGUAUUUAUCUUUCACGUUUUUCUCUCUGGUGGCUUCUUUGGUGGUUCGAGCAUUGGGGACUAAGAAUGCUUUGAUUCUUGGGACUACUGGUUAUUGGUUGUUCAUUGCUGCAAAUUUGAAGCCAACUUGGUUUACAAUGGUUCCAGCUUCUAUGUACCUUGGUUUUGCUGCUUCAAUAAUAUGGGUUGGACAGGGUACAUAUCUCACUUCAAUUGCACGUAAUCAUGCAAGAAAGAAUGGCUUACAUGAAGGAACUGUUAUUGGCAAUUUCAAUGGAGAAUUUUGGGGAGUAUUUGCAAGUCACCAGGUCAUUGGAAAUAUUAUCUCUCUCGUUGUGCUGAAGGACGAAACAGGUGGAAGAACCAAUGGCACAACUGUAUUGUUCAUUAUCUUCCUUUGCAUUGUUACGUUAGGUAUUGCACUUAUGUGGUUCUUAAGGAAGGAAGAAAGUAAAAAGGAAGAACCAUCAUUGUACUCGUCCAGCCUACGUGUUUCUAUAUUGUCUCUGUCAAAGUCGGUAGUUGCUCCAUUGGCUGAUGUAAGAAUGAUCUUGGCCAUUCCUCUGAUUGCAUAUUCAGGACUACAAGCGGCAUUCGUAUGGGCCAAGUUCACAAAACAAGUUGUCACACCGUCACUUGGUGUGUCAGGGGUUGGUGGUGCAAUGGCAGUUUAUGGGGCCUCUGAUGCAAUUUGCUCAUUGGUUGCUGGUCGUCUUACAUCUGGUCUCCCAUCAAUCACUUUCUUAGUAUCUGGUGGAGCUGUGAGUCAAGCUAUUGUUUUUAUUUGGCUUCUACUGGGACAGAGUGAAACACUUGGUGUUGUAUAUCUGCUUCUUAUAUCUGCCGUACUGGGAAUUGGUGAUGGAGUUUUUAACACACAAUUGAAUGCUCUGUUCGGAAUACUUUUCAAACAUGAUACGGAAGGAGCGUUCGCCCAACUAAAGGUCUGGCAGAGCGCGACUAUUUCGGUCGUCUUCUUUUUCAGUCCAUACAUUUCAAUGCACACAAUGCUGGUGAUUAUACUCUCUGUUCUCUGCCUCUCAUAUGUUGGUUUUCUGAUUUUAACUGUUUGGGUAGAGAAAUCAUUCUCUUCAAGAUUGUAAUGUAUAGACACAGAUAUAUAUGUGCCUAUUGAUUUCUGUCAAACUGUUCAUUUCCUUUGCCAAUCAAUCUUGUGUAAAAUGUAUCUCUUCCAUACAAAUUGGAAGAGUGGAUGUGCUUUUUAGCUUUUGUUCAUCAUGAGCCAUAUUUCAAUCUUUAACUAUUAA
This is a messenger RNA of Benincasa hispida (wax gourd), 1808 nucleotides long. Its product is annotated as Major facilitator superfamily protein. Gene Ontology annotation, biological process: potassium ion homeostasis. The record is from RefSeq and is a predicted model, not a curated record. NCBI's taxonomy places the organism in Eukaryota, Viridiplantae, Streptophyta, Magnoliopsida, Cucurbitales, Cucurbitaceae.